Molecule: messenger RNA, 2343 nt
Organism: Zea mays
Lineage: Eukaryota; Viridiplantae; Streptophyta; Magnoliopsida; Poales; Poaceae
Exons: 3
Coding region: 1-2343 (780 amino acids)
Molecular function (GO): zinc ion binding; nucleic acid binding
Source: RefSeq, a predicted model, not a curated record
AUGUCGCCUCGCCCUCUGCUCCCUCCGCCGCCUCCCCCAUCGCCCCCUCCGCAGCUAUUCCGGCCACCCAAAAUCCAUCAGGUUUACCGCCGCAUCUCCGCGAAUCCUUCUCCCUGCCUCUCGGAUCCGGCUGCCCCUGCUCCAGUUUCUCCGUGGGAUGGGUCUUUCGGCGUCCUUGAUGGCGGUCGCUUGCUGGGGAGCGUAGUUACUCCUCGGCCGGCCGCGGGAUCUCGCGGAUCCGCGGCGGGGGGUCGGGGCGGCCUCUCGGGCGGCUCGCCAGCGUCCGCGGUAGGUGUACCGGUGGACCUCAGCCUUCAAGUCUCCCAACCUGAAGGCGGCCACCAUGUCGCAUCAGCAAUUUCUGAGUCCGCCUUCAAUGCCGCGGCGGAAGCCCGCUCAUCGAGGUUCAGCGAGCAUGAGAAGGGGAAAGGAAAGGCAAGUGAAGAGCAUUCAAGCUCACCAACCAAGCUGUCAGCGAGAUCUUCUCCAGCGAUUCAAAUCCAGCAGCAACAAGAUCUCUCCGAUGCCCAGGCUCGCGAGGAUUUAACUCAUGGCUGGGAGGUAGUCCGCCCUCCCUAUUGGUGGCGUAGGCAUAGGUCAUCAAAUCAGUAUUCAGGCCAGCUCCAGUCGGUCGACAGGGAGGAGAGCAGAAGGAAAUUCAUCAGGCAUGCAGAUGGGAGGUGCCUUAAUUGUUUUGCCCAAGACCAUAGAGUGGCGGUGUGCACCAAUCCAACAAGAUGCUGGCGUUGCUUUGGGGUUGGGCAUCGAGCUCGUCUGUGCCCCAAGCUUAAAAGGCCAUCCUCUCCUCACAAUUCUUCACGCUCCUUUCAGCCAAGGCCAGUGCCUCCCCUCCCACGGCAGUCAAGCAAGCUCAACACCACCUCCUACCUUCGCGCGCUCACAGGGUGGUCGCCGCCCAUGGCUUACCCUGGGGACCCGAGGGCUCGUCCAGACCUGGAGACCUGUGCAGUUUCAGCAACCGGCGACAUCAAGCUUAGUCGCGACUCUCUGGUGGGGCGGGCUGCGGUGUGUCAGCUUAAUGGCAAUAGCCAUGACACCUCUCCGCCCCAUGUGGAGGCGGCUCUCUGGGACCAGUUAGGCAUUCACAAGGAGAGGCUGCAGGUAUUGAAGCAUCACCCGGAGCAGUACUUGGUAAUUUUCUCAGAUUCUAGGGAUCGGCAGAGGGUGGUUCGUCAAGGGGCCAUUCCGCACAGGGGCCGCACCUUCAACUUUGAAGCAUGGACUGAGCAAAGGUAUGGAUCGCUGGCUCGUUGGGAAUUUCGGGUGCGCCUUCGCAUUGAGGGUGUGCCUAUUCAUGCUUGGAAGGAAUCGGUCGUGUCUCAAGUUAUUGGAAAACUUUGCUCAAUCCAUUAUGUAGACGGGCACACCCGUCGUCGGGAGCGCACUAGGACUUAUGAUUUGUGGGCUUGGAGUAUCAACCCAAGUGGUAUUGCUAAGGAAGUGUGGCUAACCAUUACUGACCCAGAUGAAUUUCCUUCGUCUGAUUUCCAAGUGCACCACUCAGCGCCUUCGGGGCUUAAGUUUGGUCUUUCAUAUAAGUUGCUAAUUCAUGUUGAUGUGGUGGAGGACCUAUCUUUCAUUGAAGGGCGUAACAUUCAGGAUCGCAGAAGGCGGCGUGAGUUCGAAUGGAAUUAUGGGGUUCCUGACUCUUUGGGUGAGAAAAGGGCGAAGGUUGUCUAUCAGGAUGCAGGGAGGAAGGGAAGAUACCACCGAAGGGAUGAUGAGGAUAGGGAGGAUCCGGGCCGUGGAGGUCGCCAUCUUCGGAGCAGGUCUUGGUGGGAUGGGAGAGGCUCUCAUUGUCGGGGGGCUGUUGAUGACUGCUAUUCCAACAACAGCAAGCAUCAUUUUAGGGGCAGUUCCUCCUAUCGCAACCGAGGUUUUUCCCAAAAUUCUUGGGGGCAUGGCUCUUGGCUUUCCAACCAGGUGGCUAUUGUGGAACCGCAGCACAUGGAUACCUACCCGUUAAAGCCUCCAAGCGUCGGCAAGAACGUCUCUUUUGCCUCCCCCAUCGCAACUGUUCUAGGGGGGCACAACUCUUCGGUGAUGUGCGAGGAGCGGCAGAAUUCUGUUGCUCGGGUGGGGAGUGCGGCGUCCCCCCCAACCAUGAUGGAGGUGGAUGGCUCAAUUUUGUCGGCCAACACUGCUGCUCCUGAACCAUCUCUGCUUCCUUCUGAGCUUGUGCAGCAUUUUGAUCAACCACUGUCCAAAGGAAAGAUUGAGGCCAUCAAGAACCUGCUGGAAAAAGGGAAGCAGUUGAAGAGGAAGGUCAGGGGCACCAAAGUCGCGCCAGCUGUUCUGGCUUGCCCAUCUGCGCUGGUCUAA